UGAUUGAAAGAUGCCACGGGGAGGAGGCGGAAAAGGAAAGGGGGCGGCAAAGACCGCCAAGAAGAGAGUCAAGAAAUUGGCGAAUAUUGUGACAUCCGUCAAGAAGGUUGUUGGGGGCCCUUCAGGAUCCACUUCGAGACAGCGAGACAGUCCUCCUCGAGACAGUCCUCCUCGAGACAGUCCUCCUCGAGACAGUCCUCCCCCAGCUAGUUCUCCCCCAGCCGACCCUCCACGUAGGAGGAGGAGGACGAGGCGUCCGACUAGUCGCCCCUUAGCCGAGGAGGAGGAGGUGGAGGCGGACGUGGAGGAUGGUGGAGAGGAGGAAUUGCACGAGCUUGUUCACCCUAGUUUUAUUUGUCACUCAGAUGAGGAGCGGCAUGCGGAGACUAGGGCCUCUCAGGAGGAGGAGGAGGUGGAGAGCAGCUCUGAGGACGAGGCUAUGACCUAUGAUGAUGAUGAUGGGAGGCAAUGGGUAGAGCCAGAGGAGUACGUUGAGUCUGAAGAGGAGUUGCUGAAUGCCCCGGCUAUCACUCGUAGGCAGCGUGGGGCCAGCGGGCUCCCCGACCUACCUUACGCUCACAGCCAUCUUGAGCUCGAACCCGUUGGAUCUAGGGUGUUUGCAUAUAAGAAUGAUGUCACGCCGCCUCGCACCUAUUCGAGCAUUCUUGGCUGCAUCAUGAGAAGAAAUUUUCCUGGGAUUGUGAAGCUCCCUAGUGGUGAAAGAACUGUAGCUUGGUACUGGGAGGACUACAAGUAUGCAAAGAACCCGAGCCCCGAGUAUAGAGACAUGCAGGAGCAAGUGCAAUGUCUUUUCUGGAAGUACUUUACCAUGCAGCCGGGGAAGCACGAAAAAUGCAAGGCCGUGUUGUUCAAUAUUUGUACCAAGAUGGUCACGGACAUGCACUAUGAUGCGCGUGUGAGCUGCGUUCUCAAUUGGUACGCCGAGAAGCGCAACGUCCGCAUUAGCAAGUCGCAAGCUCGAAAUAAGCAUUUGCAUGCUUGGCAGUACAUGCAGGUGGUUCCUCAGUAUGUGAGUUCCAACAAGAAAUGCUACGUGGCCAUGGUGAAGCACUGGACAAGCGACGAGUACAAGAAGAAGCACGAGGAGGGACAGACCUACCGAGCGAUGAUGGACGGUGCUUCACACGUCCAGGGCAGCCUCCCUCUCGAGGUCGCCAGGAGAAGAGAGGCUAAAAAGACAGGCGUGGAUCCCAACGUAUUCGAGUUUUGGGAAACAAUGCAUACAAGGAAAAAACCUCAUCCUACAACGGGGUCGAUGUGGGUGAAUAAAGGAUCAGAGUUGCGGAGUACCAAGUUCGUGCAGAAGUUCAAGGAGGUACACGGGGACGACGCCGACCCUCGCACUUCCGACUUUGACCCUGAGGUUGCUGUGCUAGCGGGAGAAGGCCAGAGGAAUGGGCGCUUAUGGAUUGCAGAUGGCAACAUUCCCCCUGAGACCAUUCCUACUCUCUCCCAGCUCCGAAGGGGCAGGACGAGCUCCCAGCCCGCUAUUGAGAAACGCCCACGGCUUGGGACCAUAGCUAUGGAGGAGAUUCGGAAUGAGGUGGCUGAAGAAAGGAGGCGACGUGAGGACAUGGAGACUUUGGUGAGCCAGCAGCAGCAGCAGCUGGCCCAGCAACAGCAGGCCCUGAUCCAGCAGCAGCAGAUGCUGGAGGUUAUGAGAGUCCAGAUGCAAUCCUUGAUACCGACUGGCGGGACUGGUCCUCAUCCUCCUCCUUUCACCUUCCCUUGGUCACAGAGUUCGGUUGGCGGCUCCAACCAUGCGGCCCAAGGUGAAGUUGAAAUCACACCGACGCCUCGUACGUCAGCUCAGCAAAGCGCGAACAUGGGGAACCAACGCGCGUUGUUCCAGGAUGCGCAACAUGAUGCCCCUUGAUCAUCACCGGCGUGGCCAACAUGUAGAGCCCUUGAUCAUCAAGGUUUUCAUGUGUUUGCGGUGGACAUGUGGCUAGUUUUGCCUUAUCUAAUGGUGUUUAUGUACUUUGCACUAUGGAUAUGUAACCACUAUGGACUAUAUGACUUCUUUGAACAUUUGAUGGACUAUGUGACUUGUAUGGA
Molecule: messenger RNA, 2079 nt
Organism: Lolium perenne
Lineage: Eukaryota; Viridiplantae; Streptophyta; Magnoliopsida; Poales; Poaceae
Source: RefSeq, a predicted model, not a curated record